AUGCUGUGAACCCCAGUCCGGGAUGGCCUCUGCCACCUGUCCACCUACUUGGAAGAACUGGAGGCCGUGGAACUGAAGAAGUUCGAGUUAUACCUGGGAACCGUGACAGAGCUUGGAGAAGACAAGAUCCCUUGGGGACGAAUGGAGACAGCCGGUCCCCUGGACAUGGCCCAGCUGCUCACGGCCCAUUUCGGGACAGAGGUAGCCUGGCUGCUGGCUCUUGGCAUCUUUGAACGGAUCAACAGGAGGGACCUGUGGGAGAGAGGACAGAGAGAGGAGCCGGUGAGGGAUGCUCCACCUGGUGGCCCAUCCUCCCUUGGGAGCCAGUCAACGUGCCUUCUGGAAGUCUGUCCUGGCACGCCAGGAAAAGAUCCCCGGGAGGUCUACAGGGACUCGGAGCGCAGGAAGUUCCGGCUGAUGGAAGACCGCAAUGCGCGCCUAGGCGAGUGCGUCAACCUCAGCCACCGCUACACCCGGCUGCUCCUGGUGAAGGAAAACUCCAAUCCCGUGCGGGCCCAGCAGAAGCUUCUGGACACGGGCCGGGGACACGCGAGAACCGUGGGGCACCAGGCCAGCCCCAUCCAGAUGGAGACCCUCUUUGAGCCGGACGAGGAGCGCCCCGAGCCACCACGCACCGUGGUCUUGCAGGGGGCAGCGGGGAUCGGGAAGUCCAUGCUGGCGCACAAGGUGAUGCUGGACUGGGCCGACGGGAAGCUCUUCCGAGGCAGGUUUGAUUAUGUCUUCUACAUCAGCUGCAGGGAGAUGAACCAGGGCGCCGAGCGGAGCGCGCAGGACCUCAUCGCCCGCUGCUGGGCCGAGCCCAGCGCGCCCCUGCAGGAGCUGGUCCGGGUUCCCGAGCGCCUCCUCUUCAUCAUUGACGGCUUCGACGAGCUCAAGGCUUCUUUCCAUGAUCCUCAGGGAUCCUGGUGCCUCUGCUGGGAAGAGAAACAGCCCGCAGAGCUUCUCCUUAGCAGCCUGAUCAGGAAGAAGCUGCUUCUCGAGCUGUCUUUGCUCUUCACCACGCGGCCCACGGCUUUGGAGAAGCUCCACCGCUUGCUGGAGCACCCCAGGUAUGUGGAGAUCCUGGGCUUCUCCGAGGCAGAGAGGAAGGAAUACUUCCACAAGCAUUUCCACAAUGCCGAGCAGGCGAGCCAAGUCUUCAACUUCGUCAGGGACAACGAGCCCCUCUUCACCAUGUGCUUUGUCCCCAUGGUGUGCUGGGUGGUUUGCACCUGCCUCAAGCAGCAACUGGAGGGUGGGGGGCUUUUAAGACAGACGUCCAGGACCACCACAGCAGUGUACCUGCUCUACCUUCUGAGUCUGAUGCAACCCAAGCCCGGGACUCCAUCCCUCCGAGGGCUGUGCUCCUUGGCGGCCGAUGACCUCUGGAAUCAGAAAAUCCUAUUUGAGGAGUGAGACCUCCGAAAGCAUGGCCUGGAUGGGGUGGAUGUCUCUGCCUUCCUCAACAUGAACAUCUUCCAGAAGGACAUCAACUGUGAGAAGUACUACAGCUUCAUCCACUUGAGUUUCCAGGAAUUCUUUGCGGCCAUGUACUAUGUCCUGGAUGGCCCGGAGCGUGGAUCGGGCCCAGACCAGAAUGUGACCAGGUUGUUGACGGAGUGCAGGUUUUCAGAAAGGAGCUUCUUGGCACUCACUGUCCGCUUCCUGUUCGGACUCGUGAAUGAGGAGACGCGAAGCUACCUGGAGAAGAGUCUCUGCUGGAAGGUCUCACCUCACAUCAAGGCGGAGCUGCUGGCGUAGAUCCAAAGCAAAGCCCAAAGCAAGGGCUCCACCCUGCAGCAGGGCUCCUUGGAGCUCUUCAGCUGUCUAUACGAGAUCCAGGAGGAGGAAUUCAUCCAACAGGCCCUGAGCCACUUCCAAGUGGCGGUGGUCAGUGGCAUUGCCUCCAAGAUGGAGCACAUUGUCACCUCGUUUUGUGUGAAGAACUGUAGGAGCACCCAGGUGCUGCACUUGCAUGGGGCAGCCUACAGCACCGACGAAGAUGACGGGACGGGAUGGACUCUGGGAGCCCAGACGCUGUUGGCGAAGUCGCUGGACAGCUGUGGCCUCACGGCUAAGGCUUGCAAGGACCUUUCUUCCACCCUGGGGAUCAACCAGACCUUGACUGAGCUUUACCUGACCAACAACGCCCUGGGGGACACAGGCAUCCAGCUGCUCUGCAAGCGGCUGAGCCAUUCCAGCUGCAAACUCCGAGUCCUCUGGUUAUUUGGAAUGGACCUGAAUGAAACGACCCACAGUAGGUUGGCAGCGCUUCGAGGAACAAAACCUUACUUGGACAUUGGCUGCUGAACGGUCCCGCCUGCUGGCUCCUCUCUUGAAGUCCGGACAGGGGAAGACGGGGGUCAUCUUCACCACACAACAUAAGGACCAGGCUGUUCAUUUCCCCAGGAGACAGAGUUAUAUGCAGAUUGAGAUAAAAGUCCUUUCUGCUGGGGA
This is a messenger RNA of Lemur catta (Ring-tailed lemur), 2457 nucleotides long. RefSeq names its product NLR family pyrin domain containing 12 (gene NLRP12). The record is from RefSeq and is a predicted model, not a curated record. Lineage: Eukaryota; Metazoa; Chordata; Mammalia; Primates; Lemuridae. Gene Ontology annotation, cellular component: cytoplasm. Gene Ontology annotation, biological process: negative regulation of inflammatory response; cellular response to cytokine stimulus; positive regulation of MHC class I biosynthetic process.